AUGAUGGGCAUCCCACAUCCACAUUUUAGUCCACCAGCUUCCACCUCAAUUAUUUCCCAUCACCGCGUGAAGCUGAAACCUUCGCCUCAAACUGGGUGUUCCUUUGUUGAUGACACUGUGAUAGUUUGGAAAUUCGGAGAUUGUCAAGUUGUUGACACACAAUCUAUAAAACGCAUCCCGUCUCAACGCAAAAGCAAACUUUCCUCUUGCAGGAUUAACUAACUGAUUAACUGGCAAGAUAGUGAGCUUACCUGAUCUGACUAGAUUGGUUGUAAAGUAAGAAAGCUCUCUGAAGAUACCCAAGAAACAAGAACCCACCGUUCGUCACAAACAUGCAUCACCAAAGUUGCCUCCCACAGGCUGAUGAAGACGCCUCUGAGAUCCUCCUAAUGAGCUGCGGUUUGGCGCAUCAACAGGACGAUGAGCUCAACCUGAAUAUCUCCUCUUCCUGCUGCCAACAAUCGCCUCGAUCCAUAUCGGGUAUAAUAGAGACCUUAGAUACCCCACAUCACGAAGAUCUACACCACGAAGAGCUACACCACUUCGCAGAGGACGGGAACGGAAACGUUGAGGUUGAGAUUACCUCCAAUCUAGCCGCACGAAUGGAUAGUUGCGAUAGCUUUGGAAGUGACAUUGGUCUACAAGCUAACGAUCCAUUCACAACACCCAAGCGACGAAGAUCGCUUUCUCACACUACCACCAACUUCCCCAGCCAUAUACCCUUUCCGUCGCCGAAGAUGGACUGCAGCACUAUUAACUGUUGUCAAGACGAGAACACAAAACCCGCUCCGGCGUCUCCCUGCAGUCCCACUAGUGUGCAGCAGAACGCAGGAGUCCAACGACAACGCACUCAAAAGGUCAUGGAUAGUCUGGAAAAGAUGAAUCUUGGUGCGGAACAAAAGCUAAUGCGUGCCGCGGCUUCGGUCGGAAUCGAUUCUUUGUUGAACGCCAUGCGACUACAUCAAGACAAGGAUCGGGUCCAACGAUACGGCUGUGCGUCGCUUCAGAAACUGGCCAGUCAGAAUGGAACCAAUCGAGCCAUGAUUGUCGACGCGGGAGGUGUCGAAGAUAUCUUGACUGCCAUGAACCGACACCAAGACAAGUCCAGUAUCCAAGAAUGCGGUUGCAUGGCGUUGAGUGCUCUCUUGAAGGCACCCGAUGGGAGUGCAGCCAUUGUACAGUUCAAGGGUACCGAGGUGAUUCUCAAUGCCAUGCGCGGUCAUCCGACCCAUGCGGGAGUUCAAAAGCACGGGUGCUUGGCGCUCCUGUGCUUGGCCCGUGCCAGCGGCGAUUGCAAUUCUUACAUUGCCAAUCUGGGUGGCGUCAAGGACCUUAUGAAGGCGUUGUCGUUACACCGAGGCGAUACAGGAAUCAUGGAGUAUGCUAGUGCGGCUCUCUCGAGUUUGGCAUACCGGAACCCCAAGAACAAGGAGACCAUCGAGCGGCAGAUAGAUGGAGGAAUGAGCGCCGUCUUGGAAGCUUUGAGCAACUACAGAGACGAUGGCGUUUGUCAACAGUAUGAUGAUCUUUCGUUGCAGUCCUUACAGUCGAUCAAGAGGAAUCGAUCAUCUCAUGGAGUGGAUGCAAUUCUUUCCGUCUUUGUGCGACCGCUUCAACAGCAACUGUAGUAAAGAAACAUACUAAAAUACAAAUGAAUACUUUUU
Molecule: messenger RNA, 1664 nt
Organism: Seminavis robusta
Lineage: Eukaryota; Bacillariophyta; Bacillariophyceae; Naviculales; Naviculaceae
Source: the annotation of a GenBank genome assembly